Planococcus citri (citrus mealybug) is the source of this 2126-nucleotide messenger RNA. RefSeq lists its product as uncharacterized. The coding region runs from base 184 to 1122 and encodes 312 amino acids. Gene Ontology annotation, cellular component: cytoplasm. The transcript has 8 exons. Lineage: Eukaryota; Metazoa; Arthropoda; Insecta; Hemiptera; Pseudococcidae. The record is from RefSeq and is a predicted model, not a curated record.
AUUUUGCAACGUGUGAAAAAUAGAUAACAACUUUUUCAAAAAAAUUGUAACAGAUUUCGAGUUCUCAAUUCUGUUAGAAAUUUUUGAGCGACUCUUAAAUAUGCCAAGAAACUUAUAUGGAAUGUAUGAAACGUAAUUUCAAUUCUGAGGUAUUUUUAAAAUGAAAAAUUGUGCAUCACAGCCAUGAUCAUCUCAGUACGUCUUACAUGGAGUAAAAUGUUUUCGUUUGAAGUAACAUUCAUUGCCGGACUUUUUAUUUUUGAUCAAUGUUUAAGCACUAUAGUGAGAGAUGAUUACUCGAGCGCAACAGGUACAGUGGAGAGUCUCAACAAUGAAGUAAUAAAUAUCCAUUCGAAUUCUAUCGAUCAGGAGGGAGAAUGGCCCUCGGAGAAUUUUCCAGAGAAAAAAAAGAAGGAAUGGACUAUGCCAAGUUUUCCAGAUGAAUCGCACCAGCAUCGUUUCCUUUUCGCUGACAGAAAUGAUAUGUUUACUGUGGAUGUGCAAUGUGACGAUGCAAAAACAAAUCUAACUUUGGACUUGCAAGAUUUAGAUAUUAGUACAAUCUGUUUUACGAAGACAUUCCUUCCCCAUGCUAGUGUGGCUCCACUUCUUCAUGAAGAUUUGAUUCCCAAGACAUAUUUUCCUCCGCAUAUGUGUAUGGAAACAUCAAUAGAAUAUCCAGAUCCUAUGAUUACAUUUGGUGCUCAUAGACCUUUAUGGGGUCGGUACGGAGAAUACGAAUAUUUACCAAAACAGCGUUGGAUGCAUAAUCUCGAACAUGGCGCUGUGGUAAUGUUAUACCAUCCUUGUGCCCAUCCCCUGGUUGUAGAUCAAUUACGAAAACUAGUCACUUCGUGUUUAAGAAGACACAUCAUAACUCCGUAUGCUCAUUUACCUGUCGAACGACCGUUGGCCCUCUAUGCUUGGGGAAAAUACUUAAGCAUGAGUGUUGUUGAUUACGAUACCGUGACGAAGUUUAUUAAACAAAACGCCCUACAAGGUCCAGAAGACAUAGCAACUGAUGGAAAAUAUGAUCAUUUAUUGCUCAAAGGUGCCGAGCAUGUUUCUUACCCAAGUGACUCUGUAAUUUGUCCUCCUCUUCCUACUUUCCCUAGGGAUUAAAAUACGAAUACAUUCCUAGAUGAAAAUCUCUUCUCUUCCAAAGAUUUGAAAUUGAAAUUCCAUUUUUUUUUUUUGUUUUUUAAUAACUUGUUGCAUUUUAUAUUGUACUUACAUUCGAUGUACUUAUUCUAAGUCGACCUGUUUUAUGUAUUAUUUUAUUUUCAACGUGCUUUUUUGUGAUUUUUUUCGUUGUCAGAUUAUGAUAUAAUGAAUUAGGUACGUGUUGUUAUAAAUUCGCGGUAUUACGAAUAUGUAGUAUAUUACCUUACGGCGUUACGGCCAUGGGCUAGCAAUUAAUUUUUUUUACACUGAUUUUACAAGAAUCUGAAAUUUGGAUUGUUCAUGGAUUUUGUUGGAAAAUCCAAAAAACUAAAAUCUAUUUCCCUAAAAGAACUAGUUUAAAUUCCGGAUUUUAGGUACCUAUUUCUGGGAUUGAAAUUUGGAUGGUUUUCUCUCUUUUCAAAAAUGAUUGUCAACAGAAACAACUUCGAAUGCACCACGAUCGACAAUUUUUUUUCAUCAUCAUCGUUAGAUGAUGUUUUUCACCGAAAUUCUUCACGUCUCUCACAUCCGCUAAAUCUUCUGAUUUCUCUUAUUGGAAAAGAAAUCAGUUUAUUUCAACUCAGAGAGAUAGAGUUGAAAGAAUUUCGGUUGAAAACAUAAGAUUUGAAAAUUUAGCAUACUUAAGUAAAGUCCAAAAUCCAUUCCCAAAAGCUGCCAACCUAGCAGAUUGUGGAUUUUCAAUAAUCCAGAUUUAAUCCAUUCACAAUCUGGGAAAACGAACAACCAGAUUUUCAGAAACCGAUUUUGGAUUCCUAAAUCAAACAAAAUUUUGAAGGAUUUUUACAAUUCAUAAGUAUGUAAUCCAGAUUGUGCAAAAUCCGCGUAAAAAAAAAUACCAUAGGUAGGUACUUAUUAUGGUUUAAUAUCGGUACUUGAAUUUAAUUUUUGAUUUCUUUUGUUUGCCUGUUCCUCUAUGAAAUAAAAAAUAUUCAUUUUUGUAA